Molecule: messenger RNA, 2220 nt
Organism: Euleptes europaea (tarantolino)
Lineage: Eukaryota; Metazoa; Chordata; Lepidosauria; Squamata; Sphaerodactylidae
Gene: PP2D1
Product: protein phosphatase 2C like domain containing 1
Exons: 2
Biological process (GO): protein dephosphorylation
Molecular function (GO): protein serine/threonine phosphatase activity
Source: RefSeq, a predicted model, not a curated record
AUGGCGUGGGAAACAGGUUCAGAAAAGAUUAACUCUGAACUUUACAAAGGUGAGGAAGAUUCCACCAAGGCAGUUAAUAUUGAUUUCAAGACAGUUGGCCGCCUUGACAUUACAGUUCUUUGCUCUAUAUGCCAAGAAGCAGUCCAUAUUAGUCAACUUUUUCAUCAUAAACGAGCGCAUCAGGCACAAGCUGUACUAGGAUAUCAGCGACCAUGGAUUGAGAUACUAAAUCUAAAUAAGUUAGCCCUUCAGCAAAAGAAGCUAAUUUUAGGAAUGAUAAAUACUCCUACAUACACUGAACAAGAAGCACACAAGAUUGGCUUUUCAUUUGAGUUCCUAAAGGAAAGCCUCAAAAUUGCACCAUACUUUUGCAUCAACAGUGUUGAGCAAAGUACUGUAUAUACUAAAGAAGUAAGCAACCCAGUUAUAAAAGCCGUAGCGAUUUGUCAAGACAGAAAUGCUCUUUGGCGUGCAAACUUGGAAGAUAUAUUUGUUGUAUUAGACAAUUAUGGAAACAGGCCUGGAACCUGCUUUCUUGGACUCUUUGAUGGAAGCAAUGGCAUUUCUGCAGCAGAAACCACUUCAGCGGAGCUUCCCCUUUUAUUUCUUGAACAGCUUUCUCGUAUAGAUUCCUCCUACCAAGUGAGUGAAGCCGAACAACAAUUGCUAGAUUCAUUUCGGACUGUCUUUAGGGCAGAUUAUAGUGUAAGAGAAAAAAUUUUCACCUCUCAGCCAAGGCAGAGCAAGAAAUCUCCGCCAAGUGAUUUCAGAUGGAUUCACAAAGCAUAUGCCAAGUCGUUUUGGCGAAUGGACAGACUUUUACGACUUGGAAGAAAUGAAGUUUCCAGGAUUCGCUGGAGUAGCUGCUCAGCUGCCACCUGUUUAGUGGAAAAGAUAAUCAGCGAAAAGCAACACCAACAAACUCAAGAAGGGGAGGAAACACUUCAAAGGAUAAGAAGAGAAAAUGAAAGGAGCAUCACGAUACAGGAGGAGCUGGCUGACAAUAUAACCCUUGCAGAGGAAAAAAGCAUCAUAGCACAACAACAUGAAACUCCACUCGUUAUUAAUAAAAAGACCAGCAGCAUUGAAGAACAAGAGCCACUUGAAAAAAUAAAUGAAGAGGAAAAAAACAGUAGCAUCGAGGAAGAGGAGGAGGAGCCACUUGAAGAUUGGCUGACAAACAGUAAUAAGCCUACACAGUCUGAAGAAGGUAGUGCUGGAAUAAUGCAUAUUGCUAACAUUGGUAAUGCACAUGUAGUUUUAUGCAAAAACGGGGAAAGCUAUUGGCUUACUAAAGAACAUACCACUUACUCUGCAAAAGAAAGGAAGCGUGUUUUUCAUAACGGAGGACAUAUCAGCUUUAAUGAACCCAAAGGAUUAGUAGAAGGAAUUAUUAGAACUACUCGUGGACUUGGCUAUCAUGGAAACCCACAGUUAAAAAAAACGGUUAUUCCUGUACCUCAUACCAUUUCUUUUCCAGUAGAUGAUUCAUGUCAAUUUCUUAUUUUAGCUUCUAAUGGGCUUUGGGAAGUUCUUGAUAAAAAUGAAGUGGUGACAUUAGCGCUAAUUAUGUACUCUGCUUUUUUAGAAAAAUAUCAAUAUGCCCAGCUACGAAAGAGCACCAUGGAUAAAAGUACAAAACUGGACAAGGAGCAUUUUGAAGAAAUUAAGUUUUCAUGGUAUUUGAAGCCAGAUUUUCUUUUUACAGAGGGAGAUUCGGAAGAAGACAAUCUGGAACAGAAUAAUACAGAGGUUACGUCACCCAUGAGCAGCGGCUCAGUGGAAGAAGAGAGAAUUUCAUCCGGCUCCUUAGCAGGAAGCCAGAGAGAGCAAAAAUCAGAGAGCCCUUUAGAGAAAGCUGCUGAAUCCUGCAUAUUUAAUGAGGAUACAUCAUUUUCAGAAGACACAGAAACGACCACAUCAAGCUCUGGCAGCCAAACCAGUUCUGAGGAAUCACGAGUGCUUGAUGAACAGCACAUAUCUGACCAUUUUGAAUCAAGUGACAAUCAGGAAUCACCUUCACAAACAGAAGAUGAAGAAACAGACGCUACAACAUUUUAUGCCCAUGCAGCAAAAUACAUUAGUAAGCACCUUGUACAAGCUGCACUUCGAGCAGGUUCCCGAGAUAAUAUCACUGUUUUGGUAACACUCUUAAAUGGAUGUGAUAAGAUACCCACUUAUGUUUAGCGUGCUUACGAAGGUAGCCACUGUGAAAUAUGA